Messenger RNA from Bombus pyrosoma, 2313 nucleotides. It is a transcript of the gene alpha-Man-Ib, whose product is annotated as endoplasmic reticulum mannosyl-oligosaccharide 1,2-alpha-mannosidase. Gene Ontology annotation, molecular function: mannosyl-oligosaccharide 1,2-alpha-mannosidase activity; calcium ion binding. The record is from RefSeq and is a predicted model, not a curated record. The transcript has 11 exons. Gene Ontology annotation, cellular component: membrane; endoplasmic reticulum. Lineage: Eukaryota; Metazoa; Arthropoda; Insecta; Hymenoptera; Apidae. Gene Ontology annotation, biological process: carbohydrate metabolic process; N-glycan processing. The coding region runs from base 480 to 2276 and encodes 598 amino acids.
AAAUUCAUAUUAAGCUAUAAAUCAUUCAUAAAUCAUUAGUAUUUAGUAUUAUUUAAUACUACAAUGUAAUGUCAAUCAUUCAUUACUCGUGUAACUAAGUAUCACAUUAGUAAUUUAUUAAAUCUACUGAUUAGAUCAUAAUAUAAUAAAAUUUGAUUAAACCAACGUACACGUAUAAAAUACGAUAAUGUGCAUAUAAUACGGUAUUGCUAAAAUUAUAGCUUACAGUUAUCAAUAUUUGUAAUCGUAAUCGUAAUAUAACAGACUUUGACAUCACGGCAUCAAUGAUUCGCGGUAUUCGCACGGUGAGUUUAUCUUGCUACGGUUUACCGGAUGAAUAAUUACCAACUAUGUUUAACACGAACAAUAUAAAUGAAGACCUUUAUAAUUAGUGAACAGUCGUGGGAUCAUUAUUUUUUAAAGUGUUCUGGCUCUUAUUAUCAUUGCGUUCGCCAGAACAACAUAACCUCUAACGAAAUAUGUUUCCGUCGAAGGAUCUAGGAAAAUCGGAUUAUAUCAGUUUAAAUAUCCAGGAUAGUGCAACAUUCUCGCGAGGAUCAUCACGUAGUCUCUGGAGGCAAUGGAAUCAAUUGUCAAGGUUUCAGAGAAAUAUUCUUUACUUUAUAGUCAUUACGAUCAUAUUAGUUAUAUUUUAUCUGUUACCUGGCGAUAACAAAAAUGGAGUUUUAGAUGAAAGUGAUUACAAUAACAUAGAGGUAGUGCAAGAUACUCCUAAAUAUGAAAAGCCAGUAGAAGAAAUUGCAGUAGAUAAUGUAAAUCAGGAACAUAAGGGAGGUGGAGAGGUCAUUGAGGAACCUGAAUUCCAACCAGAAAUAAAUCAGGUGGAUGAUGAUCAAAUUGGAGAACCACCUCAACCUAAGCCGAACACACUCAAAUUUAAUGGACCACAAAAUAAUAGACAAAAAGCUGUAGUUGCAGCAUUUAAACAUUCAUGGAAUGGAUAUAAAGAAUAUGCUUGGGGAUAUGAUAAUGUGAAACCAAUAUCAAGAAAGUACUAUGAAUGGUUUGGCUUAGGGCUUACUAUAGUUGAUUCUCUCGAUACUAUGUACAUAAUGGGCUUAAAUAAUGAAUUUUUAGAAGCCAAACUAUGGGUUGAGAAAAAUUUAGUAUUUACUUCAAACAGAGAUGUUAAUUUAUUUGAAGUUACGAUUAGAGUAUUAGGAGGUCUAUUAUCCGCAUAUCAUCUUUCAGGUGACAAGAUUUUCUUAAGUAAGGCUACAGCGUUAGGGGAACGUAUGAUGCCAGCGUUUUCUACUUCAUCUGGUGUUCCUUAUUCCGACGUAAAUCUUGGUACUAAAACUGCGCAUGGUCCUAAAUGGGGUCCUGAUAGUAGUACAAGCGAAGUUACUUCCAUUCAAUUGGAAUUUCGUGAUUUAAGUCGUAGUACAGGAGACCCUAAAUUCGAGGAAGCAGUAGCAAAAGUUUCGGAACAUGUACACCAGUUAGAAAAAUACGAUGGUUUAGUACCCAUUUUCAUUAACGCUAAUACUGGACAAUUUAGAGAUCAUGCAACAAUUACGCUUGGCGCUCGUGGUGAUAGUUAUUACGAAUAUUUAUUGAAACAAUGGCUUCAAACUGGGAAGACUAUUAAUUACCUACGAGAUGAUUAUCUGUUAGGUAUUGCUGGAACUCAAAAACACUUAGUAAAACGUACAGCAAUUAAUAAGUAUCUUUUCAUAGCGGAGCUAGUUGGAGCACACAAAGAAAUAACACCAAAAAUGGAUCACCUUACAUGUUACUUGGGAGGUACAUUAGCUUUAGGAGUACAUCAUGGUUUAUCAUCUGAUCAUAUGGAUUUAGCUAAUGAAAUUGUAAAAACUUGUUAUCAAACGUACGCAAUUCAACCCACGUUUCUCGCUCCAGAAAUCACGUACUUCAAUACUGAGAACUCAAAUGGAGAAAAAUCAAUGGAUAUGUAUGUGAAGAUGAAUGAUGCACAUAAUUUACUCAGACCAGAGUUUAUUGAAAGUCUUUUCUACAUGUGGUAUUUUACUGGUAAUAAAACAUUUCAAGACUGGGGGUGGCAAAUAUUCCAAGCUUUUGAAAAUUAUACAAAAGUGGAAAAGGGGUACACCAGCAUUGGUAAUGUAAGGAUCGUUUAUAAUACACCACAAAAAGAUAUGACAGAAAGUUUUUGGUUUGCUGAAACUUUGAAAUACUUAUACUUGUUGUUUGACGAUACAAGGCAAUUAAUAGACUUGGAUAGAUGGGUAUUCAAUUCUGAAGGACAUCCAUUACCCAUAUACGAAUCAUAAUCAAGUUUGGUCACAAAAUUUCAUGUAUAAAUUUGCA